This is a messenger RNA of Eucalyptus grandis, 1946 nucleotides long. RefSeq names its product serine carboxypeptidase-like 40. Gene Ontology annotation, molecular function: serine-type carboxypeptidase activity. The record is from RefSeq and is a predicted model, not a curated record. Bases 264 to 1748 code for a protein of 494 amino acids. Lineage: Eukaryota; Viridiplantae; Streptophyta; Magnoliopsida; Myrtales; Myrtaceae. The transcript is spliced from 7 exons. Gene Ontology annotation, biological process: proteolysis. Gene Ontology annotation, cellular component: vacuole.
CAAACAGUGUCUAUAUUGGAGUUAACUGGCACAACAUGAUUCCGAAAAUGAGAAAAGUCAUAAUUCAAUGGAUAUCAUUACCAAGAUUUAAUGAAACUUACUCAAAUUAUGGAGACUUUCCCGUUCAAUCACUAAUUUCCAUCUUCUCUUUCUUCCGAUUAUCCAUACAACUAAUUCGAAUCCAAUUCUAUUUAUUAAAACCACCAUUAAUCUCUCUCUCUCUCUCUCGGGGCUCAAAGAGGAAGAAGCUGAGAGCAUAGAGAAUGAAGAGAAAUCCUAAAGCUCGUUCAUCUCUUCUUCUUUUCUCUUUAUGUAUCUUGCCGUCGCUUGUUCAUAUCCAUGGAAAGAAGCUAGGAGACGCUCUUGAUUCUCUGCACAAAGCGAAGUAUGGUGAGUCUGGGAUUGACGCAAGCUUUUUUCAGGUGAGCGACAACUAUGAAAAUCUCCAUUCUAGGGUUUAUCAUCAAGAAGGAUUGAAGGAGAAAGAUAGGAUCGAAAGGUUGCCCGGACAACCGCCGGUUGAAUUCGAUCACUAUGGUGGUUAUGUCACUGUCGAUGAAUCAGCCGGUCGAGCAUUUUAUUAUUAUUUUGCCGAAGCGGUGCAAAAUAAGCACUUGAUGCCGCUUCUUAUAUGGUUUAAUGGAGGUCCCGGUUGCUCAUCUCUCUAUGGAGCAAAGCAGGAACUCGGACCGUUCAGAAUCCAAAGCGACGGGAAGACUCUCUACAGAAAUAAAUUUGCAUGGAAUAGAGCCGCAAACGUGUUGUUCCUAGAGUCUCCGGUUGGGGUCGGUUUUUCUUAUUCUAACACAACGUCGGACUAUAGAACGAACGGAGACAGCAAAACAGCCGCGGACAACUAUGUAUUCUUAUUAAAUUGGCUGGAGAGGUUUCCCGAGUACAAGAACAGGGAUUUUUACAUUUCAGGCGAGAGCUACGCGGGUCAUUUUGUAACGCAGCUCGCUCACAACAUCCUAUCCAACAACAAGGCGGCAAACAAGACCCUUAUCAACCUCAAAGGGAUUAUAGUUGGAAACGCAGUACUCAACGAUGAGACCCACCGGAGUGCGAUAUAUGAGUAUUUUGCUACGCAUGCAUUGAUAUCCCAAGAAACAUGGUACGCAAUUCAAAAGUAUUGCAACUUUUCACUAGAUGCCAGCAAAAGAGGAAGCCAAUGCAAUUCGGCAACGUCGGAAGCAGAUAGAGAUGUUUCCUAUAUCGACACUUACGAAAUCUACGCCCCUCCGUGCUUGUCCAACCUGACUGCUCAUCCCAAGAAGACCAACAUCAUGGACUUUGACCCGUGUGGCGAGCUGUACCUGCAGGCGUACCUGAACCGAGAAGAUGUGCAAGAGGCGCUUCAUGCUAACGUGACGAAACUCGAUUACGGCUGGGACACGUGCAGCAGUGUUAUCGAGGGCUGGCAGUGGGGCCCUUCCACCGUCCUGCCUCUCCUCCAAGAAUUCAUGUCCAAUGGCCUCCGUGUUUGGGUGUACAGCGGGGAUACGGAUGCAGUAGUGCCGGUGACGUCCACCCAGAGGUCUCUUAGCGAGAUGAGCCUCCCUACGAAGAGUGCAUGGCGUCCUUGGUUCCUUGGGGGCGAGGUCGGAGGGUACGUGCAAGUGUACAAGGGAGACUUGACGUUUGCGACGGUGCGAGGAGCGGGGCAUAUGGUGCCGAGCUAUCAGCCCAAGAGAGCACUCUCUCUCAUCUCUCGCUUCCUUGCUGGUUCUCUACUCCCAUAUAAAUAGAACCUCAAGUGCCUGAAGAUGAUGGAUUAAUGCUCGAGGACUCACUUUUCUCUCCAUUUUCUCCUUCUUUCUUUGGUAAUUAAUAAGGGCGCGCACGGAAUUCUUCAAUUAUUUAGAAAUUCAAGAACUUCAUUGUUUCUCUUUUAACAAAGAUAUUGAUGUGGAGUGGAAUGUGAAAGUAGAGAAAAUUGGCAAAGA